AUGCAGCGGCUGUUGACUCCAGUGAGGCAGGUGUUGCAAGUGAAGAGAGUGAUGCAAGAAGCUUCCCUCCUGCCUGCCCGCCUUCUCCCCGCAGCCCACCCCAGUUUUUCUACAGUUCCGGCUGUCCCCUUGGCCAAAACAGAUACUUGGCCAAAGGAUGUGGGUAUUCUUGCCAUGGAGGUCUACUUUCCAGCCCAAUAUGUGGACCAAACAGAGCUGGAGAAGUUCAACAAGGUGGAGGCAGGGAGGUACACCGUGGGCUUGGGCCAGACCCAGAUGGGCUUCUGCUCAGUCCAGGAGGAUGUCAAUUCCCUGUGCCUGACGGUGGUGCAACAGCUGAUGGAGCGCACGCAGCUCCCCUGGGACUCUGUGGGCCGCCUGGAAGUGGGCACUGAGACCAUCAUCGAUAAGUCCAAGGCUGUCAAAACAGUGCUCAUGGAGCUCUUCCAGGAUUCAGGCAACACUGACAUUGAGGGCAUAGAUACCACCAAUGCCUGCUACGGUGGCACUGCCUCCCUCUUCAAUGCUGCCAACUGGAUGGAAUCCAGCUCCUGGGAUGGUCGCUACGCACUGGUGGUCUGUGGGGACAUCGCCGUCUACCCCAGUGGUAAUGCUCGCCCCACAGGCGGGGCUGGAGCUGUGGCAAUGCUGGUUGGGCCCGAGGCCCCUCUGGUCCUCGAGAGAGGGCUUAGAGGAACCCACAUGGAGAACGUGUACGACUUCUACAAACCAGAUGUGACUUCAGAGUACCCACUGGUGGAUGGGAAGCUCUCCAUCCAGUGCUACUUACGGGCCCUGGACAAAUGUUACGCAUUUUACCGUCAAAAGAUCGAGAAACAGUGGAAGCAAGCUGGCAUCGAUCGGCCUUUCACUCUCGAUGAUGUGCAGUAUAUGAUUUUUCACACGCCUUUCUGCAAGUUAGUCCAGAAAUCCCUGGCCCGCCUGAUGUUCAAUGACUUCCUGUUGGCCAGUGGUGACACACAGACUGGCAUCUACAAGGGGUUGGAGGCCUUCAGGGGACUAAAGCUGGAAGACACCUACACCAAUAAGGAGGUAGAUAAAGCAUUUCUAAAAGCCUCCCUGAACAUGUUCAAUAAGAAAACCAAGAACUCCCUCUACCUCUCCACGUACAACGGGAAUAUGUACACCUCAUCCCUGUAUGGAUGCCUGGCCUCACUUCUGGCCCAUCACUCUGCCCAAGACUUGGCUGGCUCCAGGAUCGGUGCCUUCUCUUAUGGCUCUGGUUUGGCAGCAAGUUUCUUUUCUUUCCGGGUGUCCCAGGAUGCUUCUCUGGGCUCCCCGCUGGAGAAGCUGGUAUCCAGUACAUCAGACCUGCAGAAACGUCUUGCCUCCCGGAAGCGUGUGUCUCCUGAGGAGUUCACAGAAAUAAUGAACCAAAGAGAACAAUACUACCACAAGAUGAAUUUCUCACCACCUGGUGAUAAGAACAGCCUUUUCCCAGGCACUUGGUACCUGGAGCGAGUGGAUGAGCUAUAUCGCCGAAAGUACGCCCGGCGUCCCGUCUAA
Budorcas taxicolor (takin) is the source of this 1527-nucleotide messenger RNA. It is a transcript of the gene HMGCS2, whose product is annotated as 3-hydroxy-3-methylglutaryl-CoA synthase 2. NCBI's taxonomy places the organism in Eukaryota, Metazoa, Chordata, Mammalia, Artiodactyla, Bovidae. The coding region runs from base 1 to 1527 and encodes 508 amino acids. The transcript has 9 exons. Gene Ontology annotation, cellular component: mitochondrion. Gene Ontology annotation, biological process: acetyl-CoA metabolic process. The record is from RefSeq and is a predicted model, not a curated record. Gene Ontology annotation, molecular function: hydroxymethylglutaryl-CoA synthase activity.